AUGCGCGAACCGCGAUGCGGACUCCCAGACCUUUCGGAUCAAACGGAUCGAAGCAGAAACAAUAUCUGGCCGAAGAAACAUCUCACGUGGAAUUUUCGUCUCGCCGACGAAGAAACUAUGAUAGUAACGCAGGCCGCGUUCAAUCUGUGGGCUGGAAAUUCAUCAAUAUCUUUUAAACGCGUAUCUCAGAAUCCCAACAGACUGUUAUCGUAUCGCGAGGGCCUUCACAUGAAUAUCGACAAGAGAAGUACUAAUAUGUGCCCGAGUCCUUUAGACGGCCCCGGUGGUGUACUCGCUCCCGCAUCCUUUUCCAACGGAGAUAAAGAUUGCGUCACGGAGGUGCACGUAGAUAGAACGGAAUCGUGGCAUGUUCAUAUUAGUAGAAAUCCUCCACGCAUGCACAACCUGUUAUACGUGAUCGCGCAUGAAAUCGGCCACACAUUAGGUUUGCAUCACAGCGAAAACCAGGAUUCGAUUAUGUUUGCCAUGGCACCCGUGAAAUAA
Molecule: messenger RNA, 504 nt
Organism: Dinoponera quadriceps
Lineage: Eukaryota; Metazoa; Arthropoda; Insecta; Hymenoptera; Formicidae
Product: interstitial collagenase-like
Exons: 1
Coding region: 1-504 (167 amino acids)
Biological process (GO): proteolysis
Cellular component (GO): extracellular matrix
Molecular function (GO): metalloendopeptidase activity; zinc ion binding
Source: RefSeq, a predicted model, not a curated record